UCGCGCGACUUCCGGCAGCGGCGGUUGGGUCUGGCGCGCGCCCGGGGCGGCUGCGCGCGGCGGGGGGCUGUAGGGCUUCGCGCCGGCCGGAGUGGACGCCGCCGCGGCCGCCAUGCAGCUAACAGUGAAGGCGCUCCAGGGCCGCGAGUGCGAUCUGCAGGUGUCGGAGGACGAGCUGGUGUCCACGCUGAAACAUCUGGUCUCCGAGAGGCUGAACAUCCCUGUCCGCCAGCAGCGGCUGCUGUUCAAGGGCAAGGCCCUAGCAGAUGGGAAAAGACUCUCCGAUUACAGCAUUGGGCCCAAUUCCAAGCUCAACCUAGUGGUCAAACCUCUGGAGAAGGUGUUACUGGAAGAAAGCAGCGAGCGGACAGUGGCCGAGGCCCCGCCCCCACCCCCAGCCGCCUGGCCUCUAAUCUCCAAAGUCCUGGCCCGUCACUUCAGCGCCGCAGAUGCCAGCAGAGUCCUGGACCAACUCCAGAGGGAUUAUGAGAGGUCCCUGAGCCGCCUGACGCUGGAUGACAUCGAACGCUUGGCUGGCCGUUUCUUGCACCCUGAAGUGACUGAAGCUAUGGAGAAGGGGUUCUCCAACGUCUGCUUCAUCCCAGGCCUCCGCCUCAGGAUCAGAAGAUGGUUGCCUGCAGCUUCCACCAAAUCCCUCGAUCACAGCCAGCAAGGAGCACCUUCCCGACCUGUAGCAUAGCUUCUUUCUCAGAUGCCCCCAGCAAAUAAACGCUGUCCUUUCGUUGGUCA
Balaenoptera acutorostrata (minke whale) is the source of this 750-nucleotide messenger RNA. RefSeq names its product ubiquitin like 4A (gene UBL4A). NCBI's taxonomy places the organism in Eukaryota, Metazoa, Chordata, Mammalia, Artiodactyla, Balaenopteridae. The record is from RefSeq and is a predicted model, not a curated record. Gene Ontology annotation, molecular function: protein binding. The transcript has 5 exons. Gene Ontology annotation, biological process: post-translational protein targeting to endoplasmic reticulum membrane. Bases 113 to 700 code for a protein of 195 amino acids.